GGAGGGGAGCGGGGUCUAAUGGUUAGAGCGCGGGGGGGGGGGCUGGGAGCCAGGACUCCUGGGUUCUCGGGGCUGUGGCUGGCCCUGACGUGCCCUCCCCUCCCAGGCGCUGAUGUCACAGGUGUUGUGUUUCCAAGCCCGGGCUGGAAAACGAGUUUGAGCAGCUGCUACCCCCCCGACCGGGACCGGAGCCGGACGCGCGGGUAGGGGAGACCGGAGCCGGUCGUUCCCAGAGCAACACCUGGGUUCUGCCUGCGAUCUGGGAGGAGGGUCCUGGAGAAAUCCAGGGAUCGCGCCCCCCCCCCGGGCGAAACGGAUUGCAGGUUGCAGGUCUCUGGCCAUGGUUCUCCAGGAGAAUGAGCCCCUGGUGGGGCUGAGCCAGACCUCGUGAUGCCCCUUCCUGGCCCAGCAGGGCAGGACAGGCGGAGGGGGCCGUUUCCAGCCCAGGGCCCCGAGAUGGCCCGGGCCCAGCUGGUGGGCAAUGCCGACUGUCUCUCUGCCGGCCCCCGGGGAGCCGCGAGCGACAGCACUGAGGAGGACGAGGCCAGCAGCACAGAGAGUGCCCAGAAUGGGGAUGAGAGCCCCCAGGUGGGCGUGGAGGGGUCCCGGCGGCAGGGGGAUCAGAACGAGGCGCUGGCUCGGGUAGCGGAGCUGGAGAGUCACAUCAAGGAGCUGCAGCACCAGCAGAAGGAGAUGAACAUCGAGAUGAAGCUGGAGGGGGCGCUGCUGGAGGGGGAGCUGGCGGCCGAGUGGCGGGAGGUUCAGCGCGAGGAGCAGCUGGUCCUCCACCUGAAGAGGAGGUUCGCGGAGAUGGUGCGCAGGUGCCACGCUGAGAGAGAGAAGGAGAAGGCUCGGCUGGGGAAGGAGCGGCGCAAGGUGGAGGAGCUCCAGCGGCAACACGCCGAAUCCCAGACCCACCUGGAGACCCAGCCCGAGAGCAUGCGGGAGCGGAUGCAGAGCCAGCUGCAGCAGACUUCGGAGAUGCUGGAGGGGGCACUGAAGAGCUAUGAGGACCUGGAGUUCCAGCAGCUGGAGCGCGAGAGCCGCUUGGAGGAGGAGAAGGAAGAGGCCUGCCAGGCCUUGGUCCGCCAGAUAGCCCAGGUCCAGAAGAGCCUCGAGGAGAGGGAGAGGAAGGUGUGCAGGCUGGAGGCCCAGGUGCGCUUCGGGCAGGAGCACAUGGCGGGCGAGUGCCGCAAGCUGGUGCAGGAGAAGGGAGAGGCCAUCCAGAGCCUCAACUUGGAGAGGCGUCGGCUGGAGGAGCUGGGCAAAGCCUGUGAGGACCAGAGUGGAAAUGACUCGCCCGUCAGUAACCAGGAGCUCACCAAGGUGGGGUCAUGUUGCCACCUGCUGAUGAGUUCCAGGCAUUGCAGACAGGUGGCUCCAAGGAGAAUUGGGAGCCAGGACUCCUGGGUUCUUGCCCCAGCUCCAGGAAGGGAGUGGGGUCUGAGCUCCUUUGGGCUGCAGAGAUCAGCAAGCCUUCCCAGAAGACGGGGGAACUGGCCAGCCCCCCGCCCCACCCCACGCCCCCUCUCGUUCAAUGAUAACGGGGGGCUAGACUCGGACAUCCUGGCACUGCAGCUCUCGGCGGGGGGCGACCGGCGCUGCGUGCCACUCACACAUCUCAACGCCCCCCUGUACCCUCUGGGGGGGCCAUACAGCAGCGUGGGCUCCUGCGUCACCAAACUGGCCGAAAUGGAGCGGAUGGUGCGGGAGGCCAUGGCAGAGAGAGAGCGGCUGCUGCAGGCACGGGAGGCGAAGCGAGUGGCCCAGGGGGGGAAACAACACACGGAGCCGCUCCCACCUGCCCAGGACCAGAGCCCGGGACCGGCGCGGGAGCCCCCUGCCCCUGCCCCCCUGGACCUGCGUGCCCACCUGGAGGCCUCGGGGCACAGCCUGGAGACCUGCCCCGAGGUGUGGGUGACGGGCAGGGCCUGCCGUGGCUUCCUGGUCAAGAUGGGCGGGCGCAUCAAAACCUGGAAGAAACGUUGGUUCUGCUUCGACCGCCAGCGGCGCCUGCUGGCCUACUACGUGGACAAAGAGGAGGCGAAGCUAAAGGGCGUCAUCUACUUCCAGGCCAUCGAGGAGGUAUAUUAUGAUCACCUGCGCAGCGCCUUCAAGAGCCCCAACCCCAAACUGACCUUCUGUGUCAAGACCUACGACCGGCUCUUCUGCCUGGUGGCGCCCAGCGCGGAGGCCAUGCGCAUCUGGAUGGAUGCCAUCGUCACGGCCGCCGAGGAGAACACCCGCUACUGAGCCGGGCCACGGAGCCCCCCAGGGACCCAACCGCCCACUCCCCCCACCAAAGACAUUGACCACCUGGUGGGCGUGGCCAGCCGGGCCAUUGGCUCCGCCCCCGGGAGGGGCUUCAGGGCAGGGCAGCCAAUGGGGGAUGGACUUGGUUCUUCAAGGUGUGACGCCGUGCUGGCCCCGUCCCUUUGGACCUCGGCCAUAGCGGGGAGCAAUGGGGCUCAGGUGUUUGCCUCCAAUCAGAGCAGGACUCUUCUAAAACACAGAUGCUCCCAAAAUUGGCACCAAUGGGAGGCAAGUGGCUUUGAAUCCCGACCAAUGGGAGGAGGCUCACUCUGGUUUGAAGGCCGGGCUAUUGGAUGCAUGCUCACCCCAGGCCUGCACCAAUCAGAGGAGAGAAGGGUUGAAUCCUGGCCAACAGGAAAAGACUUGUUCAGAAUCUGCACCAAUAGGAGGAGACCUGCCUUAAAUGCCAACCAGUGGGGGUGGGGGUUGGAAUUCCCACCAAUUGCAUGCGGCCUGGCUUUGAAACCUGGCCAAUUACCCAAAAGACUCAGCUGGAGUUUGCACCAAUUGGAGGAGACAUGGACUGAACUGACCGAUGGCGGCUUGGAUUUCCCAUUGACGCUCCAAAAUCUCGACCAAUGGGAACAGACUUCAGGGACGCACCAAUCAGGGGAGACCGGGAUCGAACUGGCCAAUGGUGGCCGUCCCUGGAGUGCACUGUGGCCAAGUCCCCACCAAUGGGGAGUGUGGAGUCCCUCUGAUCGGGCGGCGAAGAAUCUGGUGGCUGUGUGGCCUUUCCCAGCAUGCUUUGUGCCAUGUGGCCAAGGCUCAGGGGGCCGGGGCUGAGCCCAAUGGUGGCAGCAGGGGGACCCCCCUACGCCUCUGGAUCUCAUCUGUACCCCACUCCCCUGUGUCUGUUGUGGGCCCCAGGGUCGCUGCCCCCUGCUGGCGCCAACUAUUUAUUACAGAAACUCAUCUGACCCA
Molecule: messenger RNA, 3237 nt
Organism: Dermochelys coriacea (leatherback sea turtle)
Lineage: Eukaryota; Metazoa; Chordata; Testudines; Dermochelyidae
Gene: PHLDB3
Product: pleckstrin homology like domain family B member 3
Exons: 17
Coding region: 391-2253 (620 amino acids)
Source: RefSeq, a predicted model, not a curated record